AUGCACCACACCGAGACGAAGUUGUUGCAGGAAUUCCAGAACCUUGCAGUGACCUUACAAUUGGACAAGUCAGCUGCUGCGAUGAGACCGACUCAAGCGCGGGAUCUGGUGUUGGAGUGGUUCAAAACCACUGAAACAGAUUUCCUUAUCGUCUUUGAUAACGUUGAGGAUCUCCCUACUCUAGAACCGUUCGUCCCAAAAUGUAAGAAGGGGUGCAUUCUGAUCACAACUCGCUACCCUGGGAUCAAAUUGUCUUCGACCUCUACGCUUCGUCAUGUAAAGCCAUUCGGGGAGGACUUUGCGGCUCAGCUGCUUCUUAAACUGUCCCAACAGCCAGGCGAGAACUUCAGCGUAGCUCGAAGUGUCGUACAGAAGUUGGGUGGCCUAGCGCUAGGCAUAGCUCAUGCUGCAGGUGUCAUUCGCGAGACGCCACUUAGCCUCUCAGAAUUCGAUGGACUAUACGAUUCUCGUGAAGGACAGAUCGAGAUUCAUGCUAUGGACAGUACGCAAACAGUCUUUCAGUACGAAAGAUCACUCAGCACUGCUUGGGAUGUGUCCUUUCGGUCGCUUUCGGUUGAAAGCCGUCUGCUUCUCGACCUGAUGUUCUUCCUUGACCCCGAUGGUAUCCCAGAAAGGAUCUUUCAUUUGCCCAAGGCUCUACCACUGUAUCCGGCUGCCAACUUCCUAACGAGCAAAGUCAAGUACAUUUCGGCCAUCUCACACCUCUCCCGGAGGUCUCUUAUCGAACGGAACGUCUCUUCGCAAUUUCUGAGUCUCCAUAGACUACUGCAACUCGAGCUUACUCGGUCAUGGACUGCUGAUAGACGUCAAUUUUGCUUCAACGUCGCCUCUGCCAUCCUUAACUGUGCGUUUCCACUUCAUCCGGAUGGGCUUCCGAUGAACGAUCGAUGGGAUGAAUGUGCCCAACUCUUGCCUCACAUUCUUGCGCUAGUUUCCGCUUAUGGCUGCGAGCAGUCUUUGGUCGCCGUUCAAGAAUUUCCAGAGCUUCUGGUCAGAGUAGGAUGGUAUACUUAUGAGCGCCAAAACCACGCCACGUCCAUAUCGCUCUACGAGGUUGCCGAGAAGAUUUGUUUGGACAAAUUUCCCGAGUCGCUUCUCCUGGCUGACGUUUAUACCGGUCUUUGUUGCAACAUGAAGAAUCUGAAUCGGAACGAGGAAGCGGUCGCAUACGCUGAGAAGAUCGUCCGGAUCAGAGCGAAGCUUCUUCCUCCGGUGCAUAUACAGAUUGCCAACAGCUACAACGACAUCGGCAUUUCGCUCAACUGCUUAGGCAAGAUAAAAGAGGCGGCCGACUAUCAUCGUAAGGCGAUUGCAAUCAAAGAGCAGCUGGGCAACUGCCCCUUGAUCUUAAUGUGCCAAUCCUAUUUGAACCUCGCAAGAUGUUUAACACGUCUUGGCUCGCUCGAGGAUGCUAGAAGGAGUGCCGAGGAUGCACUUCGAUACGCUCAAGCCGAUCCCAUACCCUACAAGCCAUACAUUGCUAUUAACCUCUACAUUUGUGGAAAUGCACGCCUCGCGCAGGGCGCUUUGGAGGACGCCAUCUCACUACAUGUGCAGUCGCUUCUGUUGAGGAAACAGCUUCUUGGGCGCGGCGCAUACUACACGGGGUUAUCAUGUCACAAAGUCGCAACCUUGCGGCUCCAGCAGGGUAGCAUUGAAGAAGCUAUAGAGCUUAUGAAGGAGGCAUUGAGUAUAUUCGAAGACAUACCAGAGGUCGAGGGGGACGUGGCGCGGUCUUGCGUCAAACUUGGUGUUAUGUUAAAAAGGGCUGAACGGCAUGAGCAGGCGAAGGUCUUCUUCAAACGAGCGGAGGACAUAUACCAAAAGAUCACAGGUGAGAAGCUUGAAGAAGGUGCAGCACAGGAUAUGGAGGCUUAUGAGAGUUUGACUGCGUACGAUAAUCGUUGA
Didymosphaeria variabile is the source of this 1929-nucleotide messenger RNA. RefSeq lists its product as uncharacterized. The transcript is spliced from 2 exons. The record is from RefSeq and is a predicted model, not a curated record. The coding region runs from base 1 to 1929 and encodes 642 amino acids. Gene Ontology annotation, molecular function: protein binding. NCBI's taxonomy places the organism in Eukaryota, Fungi, Ascomycota, Dothideomycetes, Pleosporales, Didymosphaeriaceae.